Molecule: messenger RNA, 477 nt
Organism: Rotaria sp. Silwood2
Lineage: Eukaryota; Metazoa; Rotifera; Eurotatoria; Philodinida; Philodinidae
Source: the annotation of a GenBank genome assembly
AUGUCAAUUGAUAUUAAAAAUAAAGAAAAUAAUUCGAAAUAUUGUUCUCAAUGUUUAUCAAAAAGUGAUAUUGAACAUGUUUGUUCAUCUCAAUUAUUAUCUGAUUCUGUUUAUACAUUAUCUGAAAUGGCUAAUGAACAAUUAAAUCAAUUAGAUACAUUUUCAUUAGCACAAAUUCAUGUUAAAUGUCAACAAGAUUUAGAAUUAUGGCAUUCAUCAGCAGUUAAUCAUCUUGGACAAAUAUUUACUCAACGUUUAGCUGAUUUAAAUAAAAUUUAUAAUGAAGAUCUUCAACCUGAUCUGGAAAAAUAUAAACAAAAAAUGAUUGAACAACUUAAAAAUCGAAUUAUUCCAAAAAUAAAUAAAAUUAUUAAUGAUCCAUCAGAUAAUAGAAAAAAAGCUGACCAAAUUCAGGUUGAACUUUUUUUUACUUUUUAUAAUACAUUUGAUAGGAUUACUGAUUUUUUUAAAAUUUAA